Labeo rohita (rohu) is the source of this 2885-nucleotide messenger RNA. RefSeq names its product DAZ associated protein 2 (gene dazap2). The transcript is spliced from 4 exons. The record is from RefSeq and is a predicted model, not a curated record. The coding region runs from base 167 to 679 and encodes 170 amino acids. NCBI's taxonomy places the organism in Eukaryota, Metazoa, Chordata, Actinopteri, Cypriniformes, Cyprinidae.
CUCCCAACACAAAUAUACUCAAAGCAUAACCCGACGAAAACAAGGAAGUAACGAGUAAAAAGGACGAGGAACUCAGACUAAAUUUUCUAUUUAUUGCCAUAUAAACGCAGAAUUCGGUCUGUUGGUAUUCUCGUUCCCUAGAAUAUUUUAUCUACAGUGAACAACAAUGAACAACAAAGGUUCAUAUCCACAACAAGCUGUUUACCCUCAGCAGAGCACAGCACCCGUUUACCCGCCUGCUAUGCAAGUCCCUCCUCAGGUGUCUCCAUAUCCAGAUGCCCCUCCUCCAUAUUCUGAGGUUUAUCAGCCCAGGUAUAUGGCUCCUCCCCCAGGCCCUGGACAGAUGCCCCCAAUGACCUCAGCAUACCCUGGUACUCAGAUGUACAUGCCCAUGCAUGCUCAGUCUGUGCCAAUGGGGGCCAUGGCCUCCAGUGUCCCAAUGGCAUAUUAUCCGAUGGGGCCUGUGUACCCCCCUGGUUCCACCGUUAUGGUGGAAGGUGGAUUUGAUGCUGGAGCUCGCUUCGCGCCUGGCACCAGUACUUCCAUUCCUCCUCCACCUCCUGGACACCUCCCUAACGCGGCUCAGAUGGCAGCCAUGCAAGGUGCAAAUGUUGUGAUGACACAACGUAAGGGCAACUUUUUCAUGGGUGGCUCCAGCGGCGGUUACACCAUCUGGUAACAGUGAGCACCCACAUCCUCCGGGCCUGGACCGAAGCCCUCCUUCCUUCUCCCUGGUUCCCUUUACCUGUUCUCCCACCCCUGCCUCCCUUGGGGCUGCUUGGCUAAGCCACAAUACUGAUUUAAUCUAAUGGAAUGUAAUAUUUUAGAGCCCCUUACUCAAGGUACAAUACGCCGCUGUUGAUACAAUUGUGUAAUAUCGCAAUUACAUAAUGUAAAACACAAUAAUUGCAUAUUCACAAUUUUAAAAAAAAGCAUGAUAAUUGUAGAUUGUCAUUUAACGUAAUUAUUAGUUGGCUAAUUUAGAAAGCAGACAACGUUUAAGGUGAAAACCAGGUCAUUUUUACCUUACAACUUAAUUUUUACAAUACAUUUUAUAGUUUUUGGUUGUCUUCUUGAGCCAGAGAUCAUGCCAAGAGAAUUGCCGAGCCAGUUUGAUCAUCUGCGUAGCUAUGCACUUGAAACUUUCUCUUUGAAUAGUACGCUUAAUUUUGCCUUUCACGCAUAUCAUUAUUAGAGUCUUGUCAGAUAUGUAAAAUGCAGAUUUAAGCACUCUAAGUCAAAGAGAAAGAUGUGUUUACAACUUCAAACAACGGCGGCGUGUUGUACCUUUGGGCAAGCUUAUAUAAACGUUAUCAGGUGCCAAAACUGCACCAUUAUUUAAAAGCAAAGGAAUUUACAUAUGAAUGAACCUAAAUGCAGUAAAAGAGAGAGUGAACAAGAUUAACUAAACUGGUUCAGAAAAGAAGAAAGUUUUUUUUUUUUUCAAUAUCUUCCCUCCAAUGUCGGAUACCCAGAGGUGUACAUAUAGCCAUUUCACUUAGUUUAGCGCGUGUUGUGUGUGUUCCAGCUAUAUGUGCUUCUACACAAACCUUUUUAGCAUUUUUCACAAAGGCAGAGUUGUUUACAGAGGUCAGGGCUUAAUCAAGAGACAAUUUAUUUUCAGUAUUUUAAAUAAUUUGGCACAUCAAGCUUUUUUGGUUUUGUUUUGUGGGGAGCUGCUUGUACCAAAGAUCUGGACUAGAAUGCACUAAAAGCUUUUAGCUUUUUGUAAGUCUUCUGUCAUAGUACAUCCACACAGAUUCAUACUGAAAUGAAAAACAUAUCACAUUUAGAUAACGGUGAUUGCUUUCCGGGCAGAGCACACCACUGCUGUGACUGCAUUUUUUUUGUAGGGGUUUGUGUUAAAAAAAAAUCUAAAUGUUUCCUAGUUGCAUCUUGAUGUUUCUGCAUGCACUUUUCAGUAGUUUUGUUCUUAAUAAAGAAUUUUCAUGGUCAAAUUUUUAGAUUAAUUUAUGUGCACUGUCAACUAAUUUUGAAAUGUUCUUGCAGGUUUCUUUUGUACAUACGCUUUAAAAUACAAAAAGCAUCAGUUAUAUUUGGCGCCGCUUUGAUUUUUCAAAGCAGUGCUGUAAUACAUCGUAGCAUAUAGGACGGCUGAAAAAUUGUGGUGUUGAUUUAUAAAUGUUUCGCAAGGGAUUCAAGUUUUCCUCUCUAGUGUCUGUAAUGUGAUUUAGAAAAACAACCUGACAAAAAAAAAAAAAAAAAAACCUCACAGAAUGCACUGAGUUACACCAGCAGUUGUCUCCACCACCUUUUGUGCUUCUAAUUUAUUUAAUUGCUAAAUCUUCAUUUUUAAAAAAGAAAAAAAAUCAGCUGUUUCCUCUGACACUAAACUGCACACAUUCUGUAGCAGUUAUACUAUUAGAUGUGACUGUAAAUCUAAAAUGCUGCUUUUUGGCUAGAUAGCAGAUGCUUAUAAAUGCUUACUCAAGCUCACUCUCCGAACAUUCACUGGUAUCAGAUUAUUUUUUGUCACUUAUACCAUAUAUACAUUUUCUGACUGAAUUCAACAGAGAAAAUUUUAUGCUAGCCUGGCAAAUGGGGCACUUUUUAGGCUUUACAUGUAUGAAGUGCAUCACUGGGUAUCCGACACUACCGUACAGUUCUAAAGGUUUUGCCCAUCUAAAUAAAAAAUGUUCUCUCUGCAAAUAAAGGAAUUUUUUUGAUGAUGUUAAACAUGCCAAGUAUGCUGGCAUUGCCUUAGCACCAUUUCUAUACUUUUCUGUGAUGUAGGUAGUUUUAUUUUUAUUCCUAAACUGACUUAUAUGCCAUUCCUUAUUUAAAUUCCAUUUCAUUUAUUCUUACUUUGCUAGGAAAAUAACACAAGGCAAAAAAACAAAAAAGAAAAAAAAAAAAAAAAACGA